CGAUUAUUUACUUAUCAUUCAUUAUAGAAACUUGUUUACAAUCACUUUAUUUGUGCUUCUUUUUUUUUUUUCCUUACAUCAUCCAACUCUUUUUUUCAUUAUUCUCUAUUUUCUUAAAAAAAAAAAAAACUACGUUAGAAGGGAGAGCGGAGUUGGGCAAGAUGUGAAAGAAAAAAAAACCCUCCCCCCAAUUUCUAAAUUUUUCCUCUUUUCUUUUCCACAACGUAUCAUCAUGUCCGAGUUUCAUUCCCUUGCCAAUCUUAUUAAACGCUUAGAAGUGGCUACUACAAGAUUGGAAGACUUGGCCAUGUCUUCUUCUUCUGCUUCUGCUGUUGCUGCUUCUUCCAACAAUCAAACUUCUGCCCCUCCAACAGCUACCUCAUCCACACCUGUUGCUGUUCAAAAACAUGAUGACGCUAUUAACCCUUCUUUGGAACAAUAUAAGAAACUUUCUCAAGAAAUUGGUGGUGCUGUUGCUCAACAAAGUACUUUGGUACUCGAAGCUAUUCAAGCAGAACGUGAUAUUAUUCGUAUUUCUACUUUGGCUCAAAAACCUGAUAUGUCUUCUCCUGUUUUCGCCAAAAUUAUUACACCCAUUCAACAAACUCUUACUUCUAUUGUGGAAAUCAAGGAUAAACAUCGUGGUGAUCCUCUCUUCAACCAUCUUUCUACUGUAGCUGAAGCUAUUCCUGCAUUGGGUUGGUUUACUUUUGAACCCACACCUGUACCUAUUAUUCGCGAAAUGAAAGAUGCUGGACAAUUUUAUGCUAAUCGUGUAGUCAAGGAAUACAAAGAGAAAGAUUCAAAGCAUGUGGAAUGGGUUCAAAGUUACUUGGCUAUUUUUGAUAGACUUGGUGAAUAUGUCAAGGAAAACUAUCCUACUGGAUUGAUUUGGAAUGGAAAAGGUGGUAAGGCUGAAGAUUAUAUUGGAAAUACUUCAUCCAGUAAUCCUUCAUCAACCCCUACUACUACUACUGCUGGUGGUCCUCCUGUUCCUCCUCCUCCACCUCCUCCUAUGAUCAUUGAUGAAAACGAAUCAUCCGUCGAAUCCAAACCUACUGGUGCUGCUGCAGUGUUCGCCGAAAUCAAUCGUGGUGAAAACGUGACCUCAGGUCUUCGCAAGGUGGACAAAAGCCAAAUGACUCAUAAAAAUCCUGCUUUACGUGGAAACGAUAACAGUCCUCCUUUGGGAAAGAAACAAGGUCCUCCUACUCCAAACAAACCAAACAAGUAUAUUCUCAAGAAACCUGCGAAAACCACUUUGGAAGCUAACAAAUGGGUGGUGGAAAAUCAUGAAGGAAAUAACGAAAUCAUUAUUGAAGACACAGCAAUCAAUCAAGCUGUCUAUAUUUAUGGUUGUAAAAAUUCUACUAUUCGUAUCAAAGGAAAGGUCAAUGCUGUCACUAUGGAUUCAUGUGUCAAGUGUGGAUUGGCUUUGGAUUCUGUAGUGUCAACAGUAGAUAUUGUCAAUUGUCGAUCGUUUGGUUUACAGAUCUUCCAUGUCACUCCAACCAUUGCUGUCGAUAAAUCAGAUGGUGGUGAAAUUUACGUAUCAAAGGAUUGUUUGGGUGUGGAAAUCUUAUCUGCUAAAUCAAGCUCAUUGAAUGUCUAUAUGCCUGAAAGUCCUGAUGCUGAUGAUUCUGAUUUCAAGGAAGUGCCUGUACCUGAACAAUUCAAAACUACUAUUGUCAAUGGAAAAUUGGUGACAUCCACAGUGGAACAUACUGGAUAAACUACUUUACUUCUCUCUUUGAACACUGUAGAUUUAGGUAUAUUGUUUUUUGUUUUUUUUUUUUGUCCUCUUUGAUAUAUAUAUAUAUAUUUAUACACUUUAUGAUCUCCU
Molecule: messenger RNA, 1843 nt
Organism: Halteromyces radiatus
Lineage: Eukaryota; Fungi; Mucoromycota; Mucoromycetes; Mucorales; Cunninghamellaceae
Product: adenylate cyclase associated N terminal-domain-containing protein
Exons: 5
Coding region: 233-1732 (499 amino acids)
Biological process (GO): regulation of adenylate cyclase activity; cytoskeleton organization
Cellular component (GO): cytoplasm
Molecular function (GO): actin binding; adenylate cyclase binding
Source: RefSeq, a predicted model, not a curated record